AUGAGCAAGGUUCAUAAUGACAAUUACUCGCUUUUCGAAGCUACACCUUCUGUUUCACACCCGAACCAGGUCCGAGGAUCCGUUGGGUCAAGAGUGGGCCCCAUCCAAACCGCAGGCUCGUUUGGCAAACACACAGGAGGUGGCACAGGUUCGGACAACCAGCUCUUCCAUACCAGUUCCAACACACCCCCUUACUGGAAUUUCCCGCUCACUUACAGUGUCGCUUUCGCUUUGCCGACUGAAAGAACAACAAAAACGUUGGGGGCGGGGGUUACUGGCAUUCUUGCAAUGUGGGAAAUGCUGGAUAGUGAAUUUGCAAUGCAUUGUGUUCUGUUCCCGCAAUUCCCUCAUACUCUGUCACUUCUUCAUGAUUUUCUUGAUUUGGCCUUGGUUGGUAUUCAGAAUAUGAGCUGGCUUAUUGACAUUGGAGGAUUUGCAAAGAAAGUGAAAAGCACUACUCUAUCUUCAGCUGAUCAAAUCAAGGAUUGUGGUGCAUAUCGAGAAUGUCCAAACUGUUACUAUCGUAUUGAUAACAGUGAUGUUUCUACUGAGUGGCCUGGCUUUCCUCUUGGUGUGAAGUUUGAUGCUUCUGAUGUAGAACUCUUAGAACAUUUAGCAGGAAAACUUGGUGUUGGAAACACACAGCCACAUGUGUUUAUCAAUGAGUUCAUCCCAACUCGGGAAGAAGACCAUGGUAUAUGCUACACGCAUCCGGAAAAUCUUCCAGGUGCUAAGAAAGAUGGGAGUUACGUCCAUUUCUUUCAUAAAACAAUCAAUGCUUAUGCUUCGGGUCAAAGAAAGCGUCGAAAGAUUCAUCAUCAACAGGGUUUGACUGAGGAGCAUGUGCGUUGGCACAAGACUGGUAGGACAAAAGCUAUAAUGGAAAAUGGAAUUUGCAAGGGCUAUAAGAAAAUCAUGGUUCUUUAUGUAAGAUCUAAGAGUGGGUCCAAACCCCAUAAAUCGAACUGGGUAAUGCAUCAGUACCAUCUAGGGUCUGAAGAAGAUGAAAAGGAAGGUGAAUAUGUGGUUUCCAAAAUUUUUUAUCAACAAAAAAAGCAGACUGAGGAAAAUGAGGACGAUCCAAUGCCUGAAGAUACUGACAAUAUAAUGUCAAGAACAGGUCCAAGGACUCCAAAACCAAAUUCCCCCAAUCCACCUCGUGCAGGAAAAUCUGUUGAUUGUGAUGAUUACAUUGAUGAAACUGUACAUCUGUCUUCUGCCCAGGAUGCCAAGACAAUCCCUGGAGAAUCACAUACCCCACUAUCUGAUAUUCAGGACCUAGACAAUUCUGCUUGGUUAGCUGGCGAAUCACAGGCUGAGGAACACACUGCAUAUGAUGGCUUGGACGACAUAUUAUUGUGCAAGGAGAUCUUAGACUCUUCUGCUCGGUUAAAUGAUUCUGAAUUGGACUCCACCAAUCUCUCUGACUUAGCAUUCUUUGAUAACCAAAUGGCUAGAAAUGAUAACGAAUCUUGCGGAAUUUCUGUCCUGGAUACACUGGAAUUGGAUACUCCUCCAGAUUUUGAUUUUUCUACAGUAUCCUUGAUUGGAUGGACUGGUUAUGAUGUUCUUUUGGAUACCAAAUCCAGAAGUAAGCUGAAUCUAGCAAGAGCUGGAAUUUUGGCCUUCAUGUGA
Sphenostylis stenocarpa is the source of this 1635-nucleotide messenger RNA. The record is from the annotation of a GenBank genome assembly. NCBI's taxonomy places the organism in Eukaryota, Viridiplantae, Streptophyta, Magnoliopsida, Fabales, Fabaceae.